GAUAAAUGAAGUAAAUAUUGAUAAUAUUCUAAGAUAAAGGAAAACUUAUUGAAAUAAUCAAAAUCUUGUAACUUGAUGAUUGUAUGUAAAGAAAUUUGAUGCAGACUUGUCGAAGAAAGUUCUCGGUGUUUCAAUGUUGCCAUGGCUAUCACGCUGCAUUCCUGUAGUGGUGUUCUGUCAUUUGGUGACAGAUUGCAAGCGCUCCAGGUGACGAAACAAAAGGUCAGAACCUGUGGUCAAAGCCAAACCCUUUCGAAAGAGCGAUUAAGGAACAAGGUAACAGGAACAAGUUGUGUAUAAAUAUUCCCGACAGUGGGAGACUGCAUUUUGUUCCUGGUCUGGACUGGAGGUGAGCCAAGAAUGCUGAAGAUGGCAGUCACCCAAUUUGUCAUUGGUCUCGUCUUUCUGCAAGGGAUGACCGCUUUGCAAAGCCUUAAAUAUAACUGUUUUACAAAGACUUUGUGUCAUGGCUCCAACGCGGGAUGGGUCUAUGACUAUUCGAAGAAGGCAUGCACGGCCCGGGAUGGAGGAUGCUCUUAUGUUGGAAAUUUCUUUCGAACGAAACAUGACUGUGAAUUUCACUGCUCAGAUAAAAUGUGUCAUUUCAUGAGAUGUGGUUCCUGGUCAGCCCCAGUUUGCGCCAGCAAUGGCAACACAUAUCACAAUUUCUGCUACUUUUUGAAAGCACGGUGCAUCACCAAAGAAAAUUUCAAAGUCCUACACAAAGGACAUUGUAAGCCAGAAUUCAUUUGCUCGCUGCCCAAAUAUAGUGGACCAUGUCCCGACAGUUCAAAGAGGUAUUACUACAAUAAGGACAAGAAAAGAUGUUUUGCUUUCGCAUACGGAGGAUGCAAUAACAACGGCAACAAUUUCCAUUCCUACUCGAAAUGCAAGGAGUUUUGUCAAAAAUAUGCACAAUUAGAUGAUCUGGAAAGGAUGGACAAGAAUGUAGACGACACGUAUGAUGGUUCUGAUAAUGACAGACGAGAAGAUUUCGAAGACAAAGAUCCAAUCGAUAGAAAGGACGAAAUGAGAGAAGAGAUGCAGGAAUUUGAAGAACCAGAAGAGGAUGGCCGUGAAAGCGAAGACAGCCGAGACGAAGAAACGAGGGAUGAAGAAGGAGGAAGGGAUGAAGAAGGAGGAAGGGAUGAAGGGGGAGAAAGGAACGAACAGCCAGAUGGUGAUGAGGAUGACGAUGAUGCAAGCGAAAACGAAAUUUCUGAAGAAGAUCGACAUCUGAUCCGACAAGAUAAUGGCAUCAAAUCAAUUGAGAAGGAGACUGAGAACGAAGACCGAAAUAGUGUGCUUGAAACUCAGAAAGCCGCCCCAAAGGCCACGUAUGCUUCAUGUGAGAAAGGGAUGUGUGAACUGAACAUCAGCCCCAUUGGCUGUUUCCAUGACAACCUAAGGUUGCCAAGGCCAUUGCCUGACCUGCUCGAUUCGCACAGGGAUACAACAAGUGCAGCUCAUCAUGGUGAAUCUAUAAAAUGGAAAAACGGGGAAUCGUCCAUUAGAAAGCUAGCAUGCGAUUGCGUCAAGAUAGCCCGAAAGAGGAAUUAUACUUACAUUGGUCUCCAGCACUAUGGCGAAUGCUGGGGCGGGAAGAACCUAACAUCAAACUACGCACGAGAUGGUCCAUCUAAAAACUGCGUCAACGGAAAAUACACUGCUUGUAAAAAAGGACAGUUUUGCACAGGGAAAGAGAAGGCCAAUUACGUUUACAGAAUUGACCCACUGCCUGAGGAUUGCUUUUAUGAAAAGGUCGGGUGCUAUUACGAUCCGGUCACUACACAUCCAAGACCGCUUCCGGAGCUGCUUGAUUCCCAUCGUGACAAAUUCAGCAAUGUUUAUCACGGACUGGAAGUUCAAUGGGGAAAUUACACACAUUCACUAAGAGUAUUGAUUGAUCAUUGCGCACAACGCACAAGGGAUAAAGGGUACACCCAUUUCGGUAUUGAGCAUUACGGCGAAUGCUGGAGCGGACCGCAUGCCGCAAAGACUUACGCGAAGUAUGGUAAUUCGACGAACUGCGUCACUCCUGACUUUGAGAAAUGUAACUCAAAUUGUCAGUGUACCGGAAAAGAGCACGCACUUUUUGUUUACAAGCUUAAGUAGCAACACUUUUGAUUGUAUCUUUAUGGAUUGUUGCAUUUAACACUUAGAUUUUUACACUUUUUCAUGUAGCUUUGUGAUUUUCAUAUGACGAUGGUGUUAGCCUA
Molecule: messenger RNA, 2219 nt
Organism: Rhopilema esculentum
Lineage: Eukaryota; Metazoa; Cnidaria; Scyphozoa; Rhizostomeae; Rhizostomatidae
Molecular function (GO): serine-type endopeptidase inhibitor activity; protein binding
Source: RefSeq, a predicted model, not a curated record